UUCCCCUACGCUCAGAUCGGUUUGUGUCUCCUCUUUCAAAGGACGCAAGGGUGGGAACAAGUCGCCCAACAAAGCAUGUUACAGUGCAGACAUGACUUGUCCGUCAGACAGCGAGAAAAUCGUAAUAAACUGCGGAGGGGUGCGACACGAGACUUACCGCAGCACCCUCAAGACGUUGCCCGGUACCCGCUUAUCUUGGCUUACCGAUCCGGACGCGUUUAGCAACUUCGACUAUGACCCCAAAAUCGACGAGUUCUUCUUCGACCGCCACCCCGGCACAUUCACAUUCAUUCUCAACUACUACCGCACAGGCAAGCUUCACUGUCCCAACGAUGUGUGCGGCCCACUGUUCGAGGAGGAGCUCGCCUUCUGGGGCAUCGACGAGACGGACGUGGAGGCGUGCUGCUGGAUGAACUACCGUCAACACAGGGAUGCCGAAGAGGCGCUGGACAGUUUCGAGCAGCCCGAGCCAGAGGAGCCGGAAGACGACCUGGAGCUGACUGCGGAUGGAGAGCUCAAGAGGCUGUGCCUGCACGAAGACGGACGCAAGAGGAGCUGGUGGAGUGUGUGGCAACCCUAUUUCUGGAAUCUUUUUGAGGAUCCGUAUUCUUCCAAGAAUGCCAAGUACUGUGCGUUCCUCUCCCUUCUGUUCAUCCUCAUCUCCAUCACCACCUUCUGCCUGGAGACGCACGAGGCCUUCAACACCAUCUACAACAAAACAGAAAACGUGACGGUGGGCAAUGUGACAAGUCAGGAGAUAGUCUACGAGGUGGUGACCGAUGGCUGGCUCACCUAUGUGGAGGGAACGUGCGUCAUCUGGUUCACCAUUGAGGUCAUGAUGCGCGUGAUCUUCUGCCCCUGCAAGAAGGAGUUCUUCAGUAGCACCCUCAAUAUCAUUGACUUUAUUGCCAUCAUGCCCUUCUACCUGGAGGUGGCGCUGAGCGGCCUGGAUUCCAAAGCCGCCAAAGACGUGUUGGGCUUCCUGCGAGUGGUGCGCUUCGUCAGGAUCCUGCGUAUCUUCAAGUUGACUCGUCACUUCGUGGGUCUGCGGGUGCUGGGCCACACGCUCCGCGCCAGUACCAACGAGUUCCUCCUCCUCAUCAUCUUCCUCGCCCUCGGGGUGCUCAUCUUUGCCACCAUGAUCUACUAUGCCGAGCGCAUCGGUGCCGACCCUGACGACCCUACGGCCGCCAAACACACAAACUUCAAGAACAUCCCCAUUGGCUUCUGGUGGGCUGUGGUCACCAUGACCACUCUGGGCUACGGGGACAUGUACCCCGAGACGUGGUCGGGGAUGCUGGUGGGUGCACUGUGCGCCCUUGCGGGGGUGCUGACCAUCGCCAUGCCUGUGCCUGUCAUCGUCAACAACUUUGGCAUGUACUACUCACUGGCCAUGGCCAAGCAGAAGUUGCCCAAGAGGAAGGGCAAGCACAUCCCUCGGCCCACCAUGCCGGGCUCGCCCAACUACUGCAAGCCAGACGCCCUGGCCAUGGCCACUGCCGGGCCGGGUAUGGUGAGCUCAGGCAGCCUGGGGGGAGGGGACUGCCCUCUGGCCCAGGAGGAGAUCAUCGAGAUCAACAGGACAGAUUCCAAGCAGAAUGGCGAUGCGGCCAACGCAGCCCUGGCUAAUGAGGACUGCCCCACCAUAGACAUGGUGCUUGGGGAGGAGAGGAGUCCUGCUGCUGGGGGUCUGGGCACCGGCGGAAGCCGUGAGCGCUAUCCCCAUGACCGCGCCUGCUUCCUCCUCAGUACCGGAGAGUUCCGUGCUACAGACGGCAACGUGAGGAAAGACGCUGCAGCGGCCAGCCCGGCAUCCCCCCCAGGAGAGGAGUGGUUCAAGCCGGAGGGGCCUCUGCUACAGCAGGACCUCAAUGCAAACUCAGCCUCCUCCUGGAUCAAACCAUAGCGAAUCAGAGUGUUGAGUUUCUAAAAUGUCCCUUUCUGUCCAAGAAGAGGAACAACCUUAGGACACAAUUCACCCAGAACUCCCUACUGGAUUCACUGUAGGCUGAAGGGAUACGUAACCGGAGAAAGAGAGAGAAAAAAAAGGAGAGAGAGCGAGAGAACGAAAGAAAGAGAGAACUGAAGGCGAUGAUGAGCGGAUGAUAGAAGACAAAGAGAGUCAAAAAGAUUUGUUCAUCCCUCCACGCCAGAAGCAUCCUUCGUUCCUGUGGACUCCUCAAUCAGCACCAUCCCUUAGAAAACAAACUCCAGACCAAUGUGACAGACUUACUUACAGUGACUCUGAGUACCUGGAAAAGCAUCACACUGAAACACAUACCUUAUGUCAGCAUACUUUACAGAGUCUUAUUAUACUAAGUCAUUGACAUGGAAAUCCCAGAAAAACAAUAAAAGAAACAAACAAUAGAACAGAAUGCCCCUAGGAAAGAGCCAAAGGGUUAUGGGAUAGUAGGACAAUGUUCCACAACUUGGUUGUCAUCCAACUGUGUCAUAGACAAUGUAUGCUUUAACCCACUGUCAAAUGUUCCCUUAGACAAAUUACAUCUUACCGGCUCUCAGAUAUAGUAUAUUCAAUUGUUUUUAAAUCUUCCUAUUUAGUACUUCAAAGAUCGGACAUAUGGUAGGGUAGGCUAUAUAAACAAACUACUGCAGUGGUCUGAGAUUACUCAACAUAGUCAGCGUGGAUGUGACUACAGAAAAGGAGAGCCAGGUGCUAGCCAAUGGCAAAAUACAUUUACAUAACAGUAAUUCUACUGUUUUACAGCCAAACACUAUGCAAAGCUAUGAGGCUGAACAACCAUUGCGUCCAGUGACUCUUGAGUCGGCCCACUAUGGUGACACUACCUUCUUAUGUUCAGUCAGUCACACUUGUUGGACUGUUUUCAUUGAUUGACAGCCCUCCUCUUACCUCUCACAAGAGACACACUUCAGAAGAUGCUGAAUUAUGGGCCCCAAUAGUAGAGCAACCAGGCAUAUAGUAUACCAGGCCAUUGGCCAUUUCAUAUAAACCUGUGCGUAGAUCUGAAAUACGAUACACUCCCUGACUGACUGAUGCUGACUCGUGUUGCAUGAGAGUGUGUCGGCUGACCCUAACAGAUCUACUCAUCGACCACUUUGAAGGAUUUGGACCUAAAGAAAACCAGUGUGUGUGUGCGUGUGCGCGUGUGUGUGCUGAAGAGUUGAGGAGGACGCCAAAGGAGAGACACUGGAAGCAUGACCACAACGCGCAUGCCAAGAACGGAAGCGACAGCUGGAAAACAAGGACAUACAUUGCCCUCACUUUCUCGCUCUCAAUCUCUCCCUCUCUUUAUCUCCACCCCUCUGCAUCUCAGCAUUGCUCCUCCUCCGUAGCAAACUGCAUGGCAUGAUCGAAAAAACCUGAAGAACGAAACGUAGAGAACAAAAGGAUGGAGAGAGAGACCAGAGAGACUUUAUUUUUUAAACCAAACAAUCAUUGUCACAUCAACCUUUUUCAAAAAUAUCCAAUUGGUAACUAUUUGCAAGUGUCAAGAUAACAAAUGGUCAACUGCUCGUUGAGAGAGUGGCUACUGUAAAGGUCUCUCUCCUUUCUGUAGAAAGGAGGAUGAUCAAAGAGCACUGCACCUCUGGGGGGAUCAGAAAGGUUCACAAGGAAGUGCGAGAAAAUAGCGGGAACAGGGUGAACUUUGAUAAACAAUUCCGGGAAAAAAGUGAAAAUGCAUUUUUAUUACUUUGUUUACCAGCAUGACUAUUCUGCAUGAGUCUACUUCUGCAAGCCCUCACCCCACCCCCUCCGUAAAAAAAGAGGGCUAGGAAUUGAAAAAAUUAACAAAAUCGAGAGGAAACAAAAAAUAUUUAUGUUAUAUGCAACUAAUAAAAAAUAAAAAAGAGCAGGAUUAUAUUAAAAAAAAGAUCUAUAUUUUGUUUUGGGAUAAUAAAAAAGGAAUAACGAAAAAAAAAAUAGGAUUGCAAGAUACACAUUGAACAAUGUUUUCUUAGAUAAAUAAGAUACAAACACCACCAAAUCUACCAGAGAUGAACUAUGCGAUGAACUUCCCCUGAUACUACAACUACUCUACUACUCCUUUGAUGACUACUCUUCUUGUGCUCUGCUACUUCUUCGUCUACUGCUCUCACGCUCUGGUCCUACCGCCCUGAUUGCGUCCCCUGCUGCCAAUUCUCUGUCUUCCACCCCACUGUCCAUCCAGGUCCCCUCUCCACUGUCUGUCUGUAUAACUAUGUUUAGUUGUACUGUACUCAGAUGCGAUGGGUCAUAUUCACUAGGAUCCAAACGGAAGCAAACAGCUCGGAACGGGAGGGACUAUCCCUGAACUUGUCUAACACGUUUUCCGCUGCAAAGCUGUUUGCUACGGUGUGCACUAAUGAAUACGACCAUGAUGGACUCUGUUGUUGUUCUUUCAGUCUCGUGCUCAAGGUGGGAGAUGGCAGCUUCACCACCAGGACGCGGUUGUAGACUAUAAGAUCUCGGCUAACUAAAGCAGUGUAGCGAUACCUAGCGGAGAUCAAACCUCACACCGUCCCCAGGCUAAUUGCCUACAGCGCAUUGGGAGAAAGUAUCUGAUCAAGUGAACGAGAUUCGCGAUGACCUAAUACAAGAAAUUACAUCGAUUGGAUCGUGUCGCCCAAUAAUACUGUAGCUCUGACCCUGUACUGUAGCUAGCUAGCACCUGUAGCACUCUGCACUGACUGGCCAGAUAGUGUCAUAUUAGCUCAGCUCUGAUAUUGUAGCUAUACGAUGCAUAGCUUUGUACUGCUAUGACAUAAUGUACUGUAGGCCUAUCUCCGUGAUUAUAGGGAUGUGCAUAACGUGUCGUUGUGGCAUUUAACAUACACCCCCCCCCCCCAAGCUCGCUAACUAUACAGCUCUUGUGAUGGUCAACAGUGUUUGUUUUACACAUACUGGUGACCCUGGCGUUGGUGAAGCAGCCAUCUUUGCUCCAUUUCCUCAGGUGGGGAUAGCAUAUUUCCAGGAAAACUGCUGUUCAAAUAUGCAUGAAGGGAACGCCGAACGGUCUAUCUAUGCUAUCAUAUUGAGCUUAUCUAGAUAAAUUGUUGCUGUUUCUGUUGAUGAACAAAAGCUCAUGUUGACCUUCCACCACCACGGCCUGUUUUGCAGUAUGGCUGGAUGCAUCGCACCAGGCACCUCACCACACUCAACAACAGAUUUUUUGGUUUUAUUUCCCCCUGUUUUUCCAUGUUUAUUUUCAAGUGAAAACUAAUGUUGCUAUGUUCAGUUUCUAGGCCUGUAUGUAUAGGUCAUAUCUCGCCAGUCACCGCAAACCCUUAGCUAGGCCUACAUCAGAGUUUAGAUAAUAUGCUGCUGAUGUAGCCUACUCUUUGUCGCCCUCUACUGGGCUCCAGUGCAUUGCGCGGGAUGUAGUUUAUCCCCCCCAGUGAAGUGUCAUCAUCUGAGCCGUGGUUAGUCUCUGGUGACACUCUGGUCUAGCCGAGUGUUCCAGCAGAGCAGGAUUCAUCUCAAUGGUGGUAUUUAAUGUUACAUGGAGGAGGAGGCGUGUUAAUUAUGUUUGGGGGUGGGGGGUUAAAAUUACGUCACAGACCGUGUCAAAUACAAUUUGGGUCACAUUCAUUUGCAUAUUGCUAGUUUAUAUUUUUGUCUCAAAUGAGUGUUAACUUGCCAAAACUGUUGCUUUGUUUUUGUUUGUUUUAUUUGUUAUUACGCAAUGAUGAAGAUUUUGAUGAUGUUCCAGAGAUACUGGGGGCUAACUGUACUGAGAACUGAGCAACUACCUAUGCAAGAGUUUGACUGUAGCAUAUGAUUAUACUUCAGUGUUUCAUUGUGCCAAAGGAGUUCAGUGUGUUGGGUCUGUCUGUUGUGUGGCAGUGCAAGAAUGGGGCAGGGUAAUGGUGGGGAAAAAGGGGCAGCUACUAUAUCUAGCAUGGUGCAUUGUUUACUGAAGUAAAUGGGGGUGUGGGGGUUAAAGUAAUUAGAAUAGGGGCUCCCCUGAAGACCCUGGAGUUUGCCACUCACGGUUAUGUCCCUGUCCUCGCAGUUUUCAUUUGAUACACUGGAUCUCUGUCAUUCAUCACCUUGUCUGAUUCCUCCACCUCGACCCCCAUCCCUUUCAUAUUCAUUCCCUCUCUCCCUCUUUCAACUCCUGCCUACUCCUUCUUUCACUCUCUCCCUUUCCAAAAAAGUUUAUUAUGGCACUAUGUUUGUUACCAAAAGAAUGAUUUGAAAUGAUAGAGACAUAAGUAAUCAUAGAUUAUGGAAGGAUGCAUCACUACUAGACGUUUCAUUCUGAAUAUGUAAAUGAUUGUUUGUGGGGUAGAGAAGGAGAGGGAUCGGGUGCAAGGUGGAUGGGAAGAAGAGGGGAAGGGCACAACUGGCUUAGGUACAGCCAAAGACAGAGGUGAAUGGAUCAUACCCCCCCACCAUCCUUCUGGUAGCACAACCCACACAGACCGUUCCAUUUUAAAUGCCGGGGGGGGGGGGG
Salvelinus fontinalis (brook trout) is the source of this 6416-nucleotide messenger RNA. Its product is annotated as potassium voltage-gated channel subfamily C member 1-like. Gene Ontology annotation, molecular function: protein binding; delayed rectifier potassium channel activity. Bases 92 to 1906 code for a protein of 604 amino acids. Gene Ontology annotation, biological process: potassium ion transmembrane transport; protein homooligomerization. The transcript has 5 exons. The record is from RefSeq and is a predicted model, not a curated record. Gene Ontology annotation, cellular component: voltage-gated potassium channel complex; axon; dendrite membrane. NCBI's taxonomy places the organism in Eukaryota, Metazoa, Chordata, Actinopteri, Salmoniformes, Salmonidae.